Molecule: messenger RNA, 2355 nt
Organism: Lagenorhynchus albirostris (white-beaked dolphin)
Lineage: Eukaryota; Metazoa; Chordata; Mammalia; Artiodactyla; Delphinidae
Gene: ATOX1
Product: antioxidant 1 copper chaperone
Exons: 5
Coding region: 125-331 (68 amino acids)
Biological process (GO): copper ion transport
Cellular component (GO): cytosol
Molecular function (GO): metal ion binding; copper chaperone activity
Source: RefSeq, a predicted model, not a curated record
GGGCGGGGCCUGGGCCAGAGGGCGGCUCUCGCCCGCGUGCACACCCGGAAGCGCACUGGCGUCCGCUCUCAGAGCCGGGGGAAGCAGCGCCCUCGCGUUAGUUCCUGCAGCCAGCUCCUCAGUCAUGCCGAAGCACGAGUUCUCCGUGGACAUGACCUGUGAAGGCUGCUCUAAUGCAGUCACUCGGGUCCUCAACAAGCUGGGAGGAGUUCAGUUUGACAUUGACCUGCCCAACAAGAAGGUCUGCGUCGACUCUGAGCACAGCGUGGACACUCUGCUGGAGACCCUGGGGAAAACAGGAAAGGCCGUUUCCUACCUCGGCCCCAAGUAGCGAGGGCCUGGGCCCCCAGCCUGCAGGAUGGACCAAAGUGGGCAGGAUGCUGAGCCAGCUCCUGCCUUCCAGACAGAUCUAGGACCUGACAAUCCUGCUCAGCGAUGGUAGUUCCUGCGGAGACCCUCACUUGCCCUGCUCUUCUAUAGCUUCCUUGCAAUAAAGUCAAGUCGAUUUUGCUGGAGAUAUUGUCUCUUGCCUGGUCUUGAUGUCACUUGCUUACGUGCUGUGCUGUGCUGCUCACAUGUUGCUCUGAAGGAGAUAACUGCAGUGCUUGCUUGGGUUGGAGUUCUAAGAGCUCCCAACUGGGCGAAAGAGGUCCGAUGGAUUCUGAGUCUUUGCUGUGUGAGCUUUUGCAGGUCACUUCCCCUCUCUGAGCCUCACUUUUCCUCAUCUAUAAGUGAAGGUGUUGGAUCAGGUCUUGGGGACCACACACUGAGAAUCACUGCUUUGACCAUCUACUGGGCAGUGACUGGGGACCAGCGCUGCUGGACCUGGGAUGAGACCCAGCUCUGCCUUUGGCGACCUGUGACCUUGGACCAGUCAUCUCUCCCAGAGGCAGUUUUCUCACCUGCACAACGUACCAUAUCUGUACCUCAGGGGCCUUACGUAGGAGUUGGAAACUUUGCCACCUCUGAGCUGUAUGCUAGCGUAAUUUGGGUCCCAUUAUGAGAGUAUUAAAACAAGUCCCGGCCAUUUCUGCCUUUGUGGUCCCUUGGGGGCACAGGGACUCUCCCUGCCCUCAUGGUAUCUAGGGUCCUUGGCCACAAGAUGGCAGUGUUCUUUGGCUCUGACCAUCCACGGAGACACUGAAGACAGUUUCUGUGGGCGCUGGGAGCACAAACUUGAGUUUUUCCAUUUUCACAGCUUCCCAGGAGACCUGGUUCAGGCUGUCUAGCCCACUGGGAAUGCCCAAGGGUAAAGACACUGGUGUCUUGGGCCGAGUGGUCAUUGGAGGAGUUCCUUUCCUUUAACUCUUCUCUUACCCCCCACCCCCCACUGGAAUCCAGGUUUCCAGCUGAGGCCAAGGCCCCAAGCAGCUGGAGCAAAUGAGACCACACAGCAGGGUGUGGCAGGGGGGAGCAGAUGUGUCCACCUGUCACCCAGGUGCUCUCCCCAGCACCUGACCCCAGCUUUUCCAGCGCCCCCUGCAGCCACCGCGCCUCCUGUGUCUCCCAGGUGCCUUGCGUUUGUUUAUGCUGCCCCGAAAUGGCAUGAUCUCUGCCUGCCUCCCCAGCCCCGCCUGUCGCCAUGUACAAAUUCCUUUUCUUCCCUUGCAUACCACAGCCUGCAUGAAACCUCUCCACAACUGGAAGUAAUUUAUUUCUCCUCUUGGCCCUCACAGCAUUUAUCCCACUAGCUUCGGGGCUGAGGCAAAGCUUUUCGUCCACGUGUCUUUCCUGUCCUCAAGGAUCAGGCCACGUAUCUAUUCCCUCAGCGCACAGAACAGGCACUGAGGGGAUAUUUGAUGGGUGUGUAAUGGCUGCCAUCUGGGGGGCAGUUAUUGUGUGUCCUGCCCUUGCGUUCACGUCAUUCAUCUUCAUCUGGUCCCUGUAAGCUAGCGGACCAGGACAGACCCAGAAACGUGGUAGGUGUGCAGGGGGCAUCUGUUGAGUUAAUCUCACAGAGGCGGAGAUCACCUGGUCUGAUCCUUUCAGCAGGGUUAUGUUUUUGUCAAAGGUCCCUGGUGUGAGUACAGCAGCCUGGAGCCCCCCCUGGGGCUCACUGUUCCCGGCUCCUUGGCCUCUGUCGACCACCCCACCCUGUGGCCAAAGCCUUACCGUGUCCAGUGCUGACAUUCCCAGGGCUGGAGAGAAGCCUCACAGCCCCCAUGAACUCGGGAGAGGGUCCAUCGCCCGUGACCGGGGGGGCUGCAGAGGGAGCCCGUCUGCUCUGAGUGAGCUUGAACAAGUCAUCUCCUGUCCCUGCCUCCUGUUAAGGACAAGUUUUUGACUUUUAAGUGUUUUUGUUUUUAACAGCUUUAAUGAGGUAUAAUUUCAUUCAAUAAACUGUACACAAUUUAA